CCGGAGGGGGCGCUGCUGCGUGAUAUCAGUGCAACAUCCGGGAGCCUGCUUCGUCCGUUCUGCAGCGAGACCGCGGCGGGUGGCGGGAUUUUACCGAGUAGUUACCGUGAGAUCUGAGACUGGUUGGUGAUUGGGCGUGAUGGCAGACAGUGAUGAUGAGUACGAUCGCCGCCGCAGGGAUAAAUUCCGCAGGGAAAGGAGCGAUUAUGACCGUUCCAGAGAGAGGGAGGACCGGCGGAGAGACGACUGGAGUGACCGGCGCCCGUCGGCGAGAGAGUGGGACCGGGGCCGAGAGAGACGUAGCCGGGGGGAGUACCGGGAUUACGAGAGGGGCAGGAGGGAGAGAUUCUCCCCACCCAGACACGACAUGAGCCCCCAGCAGAAACGCAUGAGGAGAGACUGGGAUGAUCACGGUGGAGACCCGUAUCACGGGGGUUAUGAUUUGGGCUACGGUGGUGGAGGGGGACCCAGUUACGCCCCUCCUCAGCCCUGGGGUCACCCGGACAUGCACCUGAUGCAGCCUCACCACGGCAUUCCCAUUCAGGCCAGGUUGGGUAAUAUUCAUGAAAUGGAUCUGGGUCCUCCUCCUCCGGUGAUGAAGAGCUUUAAAGAGUUCCUGCUGUCUCUGGACGACUCGGUGGACGAGACGGAGUCGGUUAAACGCUACAACGAGUACAAGAUCGAGUUCAGACGGCAGCAGAUGCAGGACUUCUUCCUCGCCCACAAAGACGAAGAGUGGUUUCGCUCUAAGUAUCACCCGGAUGAAUCCAGUAAGCGUAAGGCGGAUGCUCAUGCCGCUCUGCAGAACCGGCUGAAUGUCUUCAUGGACCUGAUGGAGAACAGUUGGUUCGACUCCGUGUCCAUGGAUAUCGAUCGUGCUCCUCAGAUUCUGAAGAUCCUGGAUGCAGCUGUGAUAAAGAUGGAGGGAGGAACGGAGAAUGAUAUGCGUAUCCUGGAGCUGCCAGCAGAGGAAGAGGAGGAACGGGAACGGUUGUCCUCUGGAGGGACGCCAAUCGAACCCGCAAAACGAGACGAAAAUCGACCUCCUGAGGGAGAGCGCAAACCCUCCACUGAGAAGGAGGAGAAAGAGGGUGAAAGUGCUGAAGGUGGAGAGAAGGAAGAAGAACCUGCAGCAGAGGGACGAAAAGAAGAAGAGAAAACUGAAAAGGAGCCUCCGGCUGAGCAACCUCCAGAGCCCAAGAAGAUGAGUAAGAAGAGGAAGAGGAAGCACAGUGGGGACAGUGAGGACGAGGCGAGUGCCUCAGAGAGCGAGUCUGACUCUGAUUCGGACUCGAACUCUCGCGCCUCGGAGAAACCUGCGGAGAGAGAGAGGGAGGCGGAGCCUGAAGAGGGGGAGGAGAAGGAGGAGGACGAGGAGGAUGCAGAAGGUGAGGUAAAGGAGCAGGAUGAGGAGAAAGAGAGGGAAAAAGAGAAGGAGGAGAAGAAAGUGAAGGAUGAUCAGCCCCCGAGACCACGCCCACUCCACAAGACCAGCUCUCUGUUCAUGAGGAGCAUCGCUCCCACCAUCUCUAAAGCCGAGAUCGUCGCUCUGUGUCGCCGUUAUCCUGGAUUUAUGCGCGUUUGUCUCUCUGACCCUCAACCUGAGCGCAGGUUCUUCAGACGCUGUUGGGUCACUUUUGAUCGAGCGGUAAACAUCAAAGAUAUCUGCUGGAACCUGCAGAACAUCAGACUGAGGGACUGUGAGCUGGCUCCGGGUGUGAAUCGGGAUCUGGCUCGGCGGGUCAGGAAUAUUAACGGGAUCACGCAGCAUAAGCAGGUCCUGCGUAACGAUAUUAAACUCGCAGCUAAACUCAUUCACUCUCUGGACGACCGGGAGGCGCUGUGGAGUCCCCGCCCCAGCGGCGACGCCCCCGCAGCCGUGGAGAUUCCAGCUCAGAACCCCAUCCUGAAGAACAUCACUGAUUACCUGAUUGAUGAGGUGAGCGCGGAGGAGGAGGAGCUUCUGGGCAGUGUGGGCGGAGCCGACUCGGAGGAGGGGGCUAAAGAGGGGAACCCUACAGAGAUCACAGUGGAGAGAGACGAGAAACUGGUGAAGGUGUUGGAUCGUCUGCUGUUUUACCUGCGUAUCGUUCACUCUAUAGAUUAUUAUAACUGCUGUGAAUACCCGAGCGAAGACGAGAUGCCCAACCGCUGCGGCAUCAUCCACGUCCGCGGCCCCAUACCGCCCAACCGCAUCACACACCGAGAGGUGGGGGACUGGGAGAAGACGUUUGAGGAGAAGCUCGUCCUUCUCUUCAGUGUGAAGGAGACUCUGUCGGAGGACGAGGCGGUGAAGAUGGGCAGGAAGGAUCCAGAACAGGAAGUGGAGAAGUUCGUGACGGCGAACACUCAAGAACUGGGGAAGGACAAGUGGCUGUGUCCUCUCAGCGGCAAGAAGUUCAAGGGUCCGGAGUUUGUGAGGAAACACAUUCUGAAUAAGCAUGGAGAUAAAAUCGAGGAGGUGAAGAAGGAGGUGGAGUUCUUUAAUAACUUCCUGAUGGACGCUAAAAGACCCUCCCUCCCCGAGAUGAAGCCGCCGCCCCCUCCAGUCCCCGGACAAGGAUUACUGUCUCCUACCGGUCCUCCGUUCCCCCCUCAGGGUCCUCAGGGGCUGCUGGGGUUUGGGCAGCCCAGGCCUCCUCUGCUGGGUUACGCAGGUCCUCCAUUUCCUGCUAAUCAGUACGGAGGCGGGGGCAGAGGCAGCUACGACAACUUCCGCGGACAGGGGGGCUACCCCGGCAAACCCAGGAACAACCGGAUGAUUCGUGGGGACCCUCGGAACAUCAUUGAGUACCGUGAUCUGGACGCUCCCGACGACGUGGAUUUCUUUUAGACGCUUUCCUUCCUUCUUUUACCGUCUCGUUUUAUCGCCUCCCUCAUUUUAAUCAUUGUUUGUUAUUUUCAUUGAUUAUUCAUUCCUGAUUAUUGAUUUCUUAUUCUCAUUCCCACCCGUGAGAUGUUUGAUAAAUCAGGAUUUUAUUGGUUAACCGGAGAACUUGAACUCGAACUGAAUUCCUGAAGAGUCCUUUAUAAACAGUUAUGGAGUUUUUGGAGUGAUCCGGUUAAUAACUGAGAUCCUGCUUUAAUAAACGACCCCACCGACGCCCCCUGCUGUUCACCAGAGUAAAUUUACUGAGGAUCUUUAGUCCUGAUCCGAACAGCGUUUUAUUUUUUACGUUUUCCCGUACAGGAGGAGGAGGAGUGCACAGUAUUACAGAGCAGAACAUCUUCCUUUAGCUCUUAUUUUGUUCUCCAAUAAACCGUAACGUCAAACACCA
Molecule: messenger RNA, 3278 nt
Organism: Astyanax mexicanus (Mexican tetra)
Lineage: Eukaryota; Metazoa; Chordata; Actinopteri; Characiformes; Acestrorhamphidae
Gene: srrt
Product: serrate RNA effector molecule homolog (Arabidopsis)
Exons: 20
Coding region: 140-2833 (897 amino acids)
Biological process (GO): primary miRNA processing; mRNA processing
Cellular component (GO): nuclear body
Source: RefSeq, a predicted model, not a curated record